Molecule: messenger RNA, 333 nt
Organism: Aspergillus calidoustus
Lineage: Eukaryota; Fungi; Ascomycota; Eurotiomycetes; Eurotiales; Aspergillaceae
Source: the annotation of a GenBank genome assembly
AUGUCCGACGAGGAAGCGUAUGUCUCGGACGCGGAGAGGGGGGUGGCUUUCGCUGAGGAUUCUCCAACACUGAAUAUCCCCAUUUACCCUGCCGGCGACAAUGCCGGGCGCGUGGACAUUCGCUGCGAACAUGUCGGCAUUGCCCACGGGUACCACUCCGAUGACUGCGACGACUUGUACAGCCUGAUUAUACUGCAGUUUCGAUUCGAUCCGAAUGGCAUCGCGGCUCGCAUCAAGGAAGCGUUUACGACGAUCAAGUUUGCGGCAGAAACACCUGCCGAUCGGGACCCCGUGGUCGAGAAAAUAUAUCCAGCUGGGCUUGUAUUGAAUUGA